CCACGGCCCCUGAACGCAGCAGCAGGCUGACUGGCUCCGUGAAGAUGGCGGACUGUAUACGUGUUCCUCUUCUCCUGCUUACGAUCUGCAGCUUCUCUUUGCACCCGAUUCGAGGAGAAAACAACGUUAUCGCUAAACUCGCAGCUAAUGUUGAUAUUCCGCAAAAACCUGCCGGAGGUCCGGGGCCGGCGGCGGGGAUCCCUGGAGCCGCAGAGAGGAUCCCGGGAGCCGCGGCCUCGCUGCCUCGGAGGCGCUCCACCGGGUGGAAGUUGGCCGAUGAGGGGGUGUGCAGGGAGGACCUGACCCGGCUUUGCCCCAAACACUCGUGGAACAACAACCUGGCGGUGCUGGAGUGUCUGCAGGACAGGAAAGAGGAAACUGAAAUUGCAGCCGAAUGCAACCAUCUGCUGUGGAACUACAAGCUGAACCUGACCACCGACCCCAAGUUUGAGUCCGUAGCCGUGGAGGUCUGCAAGACCACCAUCUCUGAGAUCAAAGAAUGCGCGGCGGAGGAGCUGGGGAAGGGCUACCUGGUGUCCUGCCUGGUGGAUCACCGCGGCAACAUCAGCGACUACCAGUGCAACCAGUACAUCACCAAGAUGACCACCAUCGUGUUCAGCGACUACCGGUUCAUCUGCGGCUUCAUGGACAAGUGCCGCGAGGACAUCAACGCGCUGCGCUGCGGCAGCAUCAGCACCGGGGAGAAGGACGUCCACUCUCAGGGCGAGGUCAUCGCCUGUCUGGAGAAGGCUUUGGUGCGGGAGGCCGAGGAGCAGCAGGGGGCGCAUCCCAUCAAGGACGAGUGCAAGAAGUCCAUCAUGAGGGUGGCCGAGCUCUCCUCGGACGACUUCCACCUGGACCGCUACCUGUACUUCUCCUGCCGGGAGGACCGCGAGCGCUUCUGUGACAAGACGCUGGCCGGAGAGGGACGAGUUUACAAAUGUCUCUUCAAUCACAAGUUCGAGGAGGCGAUGUCGGAGAGGUGCCGCGAGGCGUUGACCACCAGGCAGAAGCUGAUCGCCCAGGACUACAAGGUGAGCUACUCGCUGGCCAAGGCCUGCAAGUCGGACCUGAGGAAGUACCACUGCAGCGGCGACAGCAACAUGCCGCGGGCCCGCGAGGCCCGCCUCUCCUACCUGCUGCUGUGCCUGGAGUCAGCUGUGCACCGAGGCCGCGUGGUCAUGGGCGAGUGUCAGGGCGAGAUGAUGGACUACAGGCGGAUGCUGAUGGAGGACUUCUCCCUGAGUCCGGAGAUCGUGCUGCACUGCCGGGCGGAGAUCGAGGGCCACUGCUCGGGCCUCCACCGCAAGGGCCGCACGCUGCACUGCCUCAUGAGGGUCGGCCGGGGCGACGCCGGCGCCAUCGACGCCAACUGCCAGAGGGCGCUCCAGACUCUGAUCCAGGAGGCCGACCCCGGCUCCGACUACCGCAUCGACCGGGCCCUCAACGAGGCCUGUGAGUCGGUGAUCCAGACGGCCUGCAAGCACAUCCGCAGCGGGGACCCCAUGAUCCUGUCGUGUCUGAUGGAGCACCUGUACACAGAGAAGAUGGUGGAGGACUGUGAGCACCGGCUGCUGGAGCUGCAGUACUUUAUCGCCCGGGACUGGAAGCUGGAUCCCAUCCUGUACAGGAAGUGUCAGGGCGACGCCGCCCGGCUCUGCCACGCCCACCGCUGGAACGAGACCAGCGAGGUGAUGCCGCCCGGCGCCAUCUUCUCCUGCCUGUACCGCCACGCCUACCGCUCGGUGGAGCAGGGCCGCCGGCUCCUCGAUGGGGGGUCUGAAGCAGGGAACCAGGGUUUGACUCUCUCCAGGGACUGUAAGGUGGAGGUGCACAGGAUCCUCCACCAGAGGGCGCUGGACGUGAAGCUGGACCCUGAGCUCCAGAAGCAGUGCAUGACCGACCUGGGGAAGUGGUGCAGCGAGAAGACGGAGCCCGGCCAGGAGCUGGAGUGCCUGCAGGACCACCUGGAGGACCUGGGGCCCGGCUGCAGGGACGUGGUGGGCAACCUGACGGAGCUGGAGUCCGAGGACAUCCAGAUCGAGGCGCUGCUGAUGCAGGCGUGUGAACCCGUCAUCCAGACCUUCUGCCACGAGGUGGCCGAUAACCAGAUCAACACGGGGGACCUGAUGGAGUGUCUGGUGCAGAACAAACACCAGAAGGAGAUGAACGAGAAGUGUUCUGUGGGAGUGACUCACUUCCAGCUGAUCCAGAUCAAAGACUUCCGUUUCUCCUACAAGUUCAAGACGGCCUGCAAGGAGGACGUCCUCAAGCUGUGUCCCAACAUCAAGAAGAAGGUGGACGUGGUGAUCUGCCUCAGCACCACGGUGAGGAACGACACGCUGCAGGACGCCAAGGAGCAGCGGGUGUCCAUCAAGUGUCGCAAACAGCUGCGGGUGGAGGAGGUGGAGAUGUCAGAGGACAUCCGCUUGGAACCAGAGUUGUACGACUCCUGUAAGCAGGACAUCAACCGGCUGUGUCAGAACGUGGCCUUUGGAAACGCACAGGUCAUCGAGUGUCUGAAGGAGAACAAGCGUCAGCUGACUCAGCGCUGCCACCAGCGCAUCUUCAAGCUGCAGGAGGUGGAGAUGGUGGAUCCUGAGCUGGACUACCAGCUGAUGAGGGUCUGCAAGCACAUGAUCAGGAGGUUCUGUUCGGAGUCGGAGGGGAAGAACGUUCUUCAGUGUCUGAAGCAGAACAAGAACAGCGAGCUGAUGGACCCAAAAUGCAAGCAGAUGAUCACCAAGAGACAGAUCACCCAGAACACAGACUACAGGCUGAACCCGGUACUGAGGAAGGCCUGCAAAGCCGACAUCCCCAAGUUCUGCCAGCCGGUCCUGAACAAGGCCACGGCCGACAGCGAGCUGGAGGGUCAGGUCAUCUCCUGCCUCAAGCUCAAAUACGCCGACCAGCGUUUGUCUCCAGACUGCGAGGCUCAGAUCCAGGUCAUCCUGCAGGAGUCGGCGCUGGACUACAGGCUGGACCCUCAGCUGCAGAUCCAAUGCACGCAGGAGAUUUCCCGGCUGUGUUCGGAGGAGGCGGCGGCUCAGGAGCAGACGGGUCAGGUGGAGGAGUGUCUGAAGGUCAACCUGCUGAAGAUCAAACAGGAAGGAUGUAAGAAGGAGGUGCUGAACAUGCUGAAGGAGAGUAAGGCGGACAUCUUCGUGGACCCCGUCCUCCACACGGCCUGCGCGCUGGACAUCAAACAUCAAUGUGCAGCCAUCCCGCCUGGGAGGGGACGACAGAUGUCGUGUCUGAUGGAGGCGCUUCAGGACAAACGAGUCCGUCUGCAGCCGGAGUGCAAGAAGAGGCUUCAGGAUCGCCUCGAGAUGUGGAGCUACGCCGCAAAGGUGGCUCCUGCUGAGGGCUUCUCGGACCUGGCUAUGCAGGUGAUGACGUCUCCAUCCAAGAACUACAUCCUGACGGUGAUUGGUGGCGGCGUGGCGGUGCUCUUUGUGAUGGGGCUGCUCUGCGGCCGAUUCACCAGGCGCGUCACUCAGCAGCUGAAGGACAGGUAGACCCCGCCCCCUUUGGGUUCAGGACACACCCACCAGAGAAACGACCACCGCUAAUCAUCAACCCCCCCCCCCCCGCCCCCCUCCCCCUCUGAGUCACCACUUGAUUUACAACGAACAUUUGCCUCUUUGGCCCGAAGAGGAAUUACCCACAAUCCUGCAGGACAAAGUGACCUCAGCGAUCUGCUCUUCCUUCACUCGGCGGGAGGCCACGCCCCCUGCCACGUUUCUUCUUCUCUUCCCAAGCGUCGAUAACGAGCGCGGCCUCCUGCUGUGGUUUUGCCCCCCCCCCCCCCCCCCCUCAGCUGAUGAAGAUGCAUUGUUGCUCUGCGGUUUCUUUCUUGCUCCCCAUGUUGGUCGUGGGGCAAAGAAAGGGGUGGGAGGGGCUUGUAAGGGUCAGAGGUUAAGAUUGGCAAAGGAGGUCAAAUCAUACGGAGUGUAAAUGUGUAGAAAGUGGGUUUAAAAGUGUGUGUGUGUGUGUGUGUGUGUGUGAGAGAGAAACUGUCCUACCACCAAAUUGUUCUAGUUUGUUGUCUUACUAAAGGUUUUUUGGGGGGGGGUUGGAUAUAUCUUUUUUUUUUCUUUUUGCUGAUGUGUUAGUUAGAUUUUCCCGCCAUGGGACUGCCGGGCGGGCGGUGCCAAGCAGUCAGCUCUCCAGGUGGACGGAUCAAACGCUCCCAACCAGCUCACUCACGUCUCUCCUCACAGCCGCAGCUACGUGUGGAUGCUUGAUUUUUACUCUCUGAAGCAGCGGAUCUGACGACUUCAGUACUUUUCUGUUUUUUCCCGGCCUUAAAGCCCUCGUCCACCUGCUACUUUUCACAGUUCCGGCGGCCGGUUGGGACGCUUGUUUCCGGUGAGGGGUCCUCCCGGUCCAACCGGGUGGGAGUUUAUUGCGCUGGCUGCUGACACAGAAAAAAAAAACAACGGAAUAAAAUAAAAAGAUUCUAGAUUAUUAUAGAGAUGUGAACAUUUUUGUGUGAAGAUGAUACUGGAAUCACUGCACAUUUGUCAUUCUUUUUUUAUGUUUAUAUAUAUCUAUCAAUACAUGGAUAUAUAUAAAUGUAUAUACGGUUUUGUCAUAGCCUUAUUUAUUUUACUAAUCUUUUUUUUAAUUUUUUUUUAUAUGAUUUGAAUGUUCUCUGGUUGCCUUUUCUCCAGCCUCUGAGGGGGGGGGGGGG
This is a messenger RNA of Pungitius pungitius (ninespine stickleback), 4696 nucleotides long. RefSeq names its product golgi glycoprotein 1a (gene glg1a). The record is from RefSeq and is a predicted model, not a curated record. NCBI's taxonomy places the organism in Eukaryota, Metazoa, Chordata, Actinopteri, Perciformes, Gasterosteidae. Gene Ontology annotation, cellular component: Golgi membrane. The coding region runs from base 45 to 3518 and encodes 1157 amino acids. The transcript has 26 exons. Gene Ontology annotation, molecular function: fibroblast growth factor binding.